AUGACUGAAGCAUCUUCUACAAUUACUACGGAACCCCCAUCCAAUGAACUUACAGAAUUGGAUCUUGCUUUUAUUAUUGAUGCCACAGGAAGUAUGGGGUCUUAUAUAAAGUCAGCUCAAGAAAAUAUGCGAAAUAUUAUUCAAGAUAUUAUUAUUAGUGAACGAUGUUUAUUGAAUGUUGCAUUAAUUCUUUAUCGUGAUCAUCCACCUCAAGAUAAUACAUUUAUUAUUCAAGUUAAUGAUUUUACAAAUGAUGCUGAACAAGCAAAAGCAAAUAUUGAUUUAGCUUCUGCUUCUGGAGGUGGAGAUGGUCCUGAAGCUAUGACACCUGCAUUACAUGCUGCUGUUCAUACUUUAACAUGGCGGAAAAAUGCAGUUAAAAUAGCUAUUCUUAUUGCCGAUGCUCCUCCUCAUGGACUAGAAACUAGCGGUGAUAGUUGGCCUGAUGGUGAUCCAUCUGGACAUGAUCCAAUGGAAUGUGUGGCAUUACUUGCUGAACAUGGUAUUACUUUAUAUACAAUUGGAUGUGAACCAGCUGCAAUAACUUAUCGUGAUUUUUUCAUGGCACUUGCAUUCAAAACUGGUGGUCAAUAUAUACCAUUAGAUAAUUGUGCUAAUUUAGCUUCGGUCAUUGUUGGCUCAGCUAAAGAAGAAAUUUCUCUUGAACGAUUAAUAGCUCAAGUACAUGAAGAAGUAAUGCGUGAGGCUGAAUUACGUGGUGGUCCAAUAGAUGAAGCUGAACUUACUCGACGUCUUCAUGAAGUAAUGCAUAGUGGAGGUGUUACAGCACGUCGACUGAAAUUAGACAAUCAAAAUGGAACGAAAAAUAUUCCAUCAUUAACACCAGCUGCUGAACAACUUUCUACAUUGACAACAUUAAAAGAAGUUCGAGAAAAAUGGGUUCCUAAUACAGGAUUGCCGACAGCUUCUACUACUACGACAUUUGGAGGAUUAUUUGGUGUGAGUAAAACUCCAACCCCUGCUUCUAUAUUAACAAAGAAAAAGCGCACUCGUACAUCGACCAUUAAAAAACCACCAGUAAAACGAACAACAGUAACUAAAGUAAAAACAAUAGUAAAAAAGAAGUCUAAACGAGUCAUUGUUCAUGGCAAUCGUCGAAGUGCUCGUCUAGCACUCAAUAGAGACUUUAAAGCAGAAGAAGAAGUAUUAACGGAUCAUGAAGCAAUGGAAACAUCAACACCUUCAGUCGCUCCUAUUGAAAAACCAGUUAAAAUGAAAACUCAUAUAUCACAUAUAAAUUUAGCAGAUGAUGAAUUACUUGAUGUUAGUCAAACACGAAGACUUGUUCGUAAAUGUGUUGCUCGUAAUAAACUCCAAUCUAAAUGA
This is a messenger RNA of Rotaria sp. Silwood1, 1347 nucleotides long. Lineage: Eukaryota; Metazoa; Rotifera; Eurotatoria; Philodinida; Philodinidae. The record is from the annotation of a GenBank genome assembly.